Molecule: messenger RNA, 900 nt
Organism: Octodon degus (degu)
Lineage: Eukaryota; Metazoa; Chordata; Mammalia; Rodentia; Octodontidae
Gene: Vsx1
Product: visual system homeobox 1
Exons: 5
Coding region: 1-900 (299 amino acids)
Biological process (GO): regulation of transcription by RNA polymerase II
Cellular component (GO): nucleus
Molecular function (GO): DNA-binding transcription factor activity, RNA polymerase II-specific; sequence-specific double-stranded DNA binding
Source: RefSeq, a predicted model, not a curated record
AUGGCGGGGUCCGCGCCCCUCGCUCUCACCGGGGGCCGCGUGCGCAUCGGGACCGUGAUCCCCGCAACACGCCCGCGGGGCUUCGCCAUCACUGACCUGCUGGGUCUGGAGGCCGAGGCGCCCGGGGGCCCUGGCCCGGGGUCUGGGCGCGGAUGUCCCCGCGCUGCGCUCCCGCCCGGAGUCCCACGCACCUUCUCCGACCUGUCGUCUGCACCCGGCUUCGCGCAGCGCAGCGACAGCGACUCCGCGUCUGAUGAUGACAGUCUGUCUGAAGACAAGAGUGACCUGAUGGUGUCCCCUGGCCUGGGCAAGCGGAAGAAGCGGCGGCACAGGACAGUCUUCACUGUUCAGCAGCUGGAAGAGCUGGAGAAGGCUUUUGGAGAGGCCCACUAUCCCGAUGUGUAUGCCCGGGAAAUGCUGGCGUUGAAAACCCAGCUCCCGGAAGACCGGAUACAGGUCUGGUUCCAGAACCGCAGGGCCAAGUGGCGCAAGCGGGAGAAGCGCUGGGGCGGCAGCAGCCUGAUGGCCCAGUACGGGCUGUACGGGGCUCUGGUGCGGCACUGCCUCCCGCUGCCCAGCGCGGUGCUUGGCGGGGCCCAAGGAGGCCCGCGGGGCUGCUGUGCACCCUGGUUGCUGGGUAUGGAUAAAAAAUCCACGGAGAUGGUAAGGACACCAGCAAGUGAGGACAAGCUGGCCGGACUCUGGGCCUCCACACACCUUCACAGUGGUUCCCAAGGAGGCUUGGAUGCAGUGGGACCUGCGAACUCAGACGUGGCCAUGGAUCUGUCCAGCUCUGCCCGGCAGGAGACCAGGCAGUCACAGCCAGGGUCAGAGGUUCAAGGAUGCUCCAAUCCUGAGGGAGUGCAGAGGUUGCAACCAGGAGCAGUGGGAGCCUUAUGA